CUAUUACCAUCACUUGCACCGUGCAUAAGCAAGUAAGGUUUAUUUAAAAAUGAGUGGAGAUUUUCCAUUUGAAAUUACACCUUACACUAAAGAAGAGCACGAGACUCUGAGGAAAAUCUAUACACCGGAGCGCUACAGGCACAACAUCCACGUAGGCCCUUCCCGGUACGUGCUCAGAGUUGAGUACGCGCACCAUGCGGGAAAUAUUUACAACAUGCCUCUGCGCAGCGAUGACUUCGUCGUCUUGUCCUUCCCGCGAUCAGGAACCACCUGGACCCAAGAGAUGGUGUGGCUUAUCGCCAACGAUUUGAACUUUGACAAAGCGAAGGAAGUGCCUUUGUGGAAACGAUAUUCGAGCGGUAUAAUAGAAAGGAGCGCAUUCUUAUCUCAGGAAAGAAUUGAACAACUGAAGCAACAAAAUGCGGAGGAUCCUGUUGGUGCCCAAAUUGUAAACGAAUUAAUGAAACCUACAUAUGAAGUUCUGGCUAACACAAAGUCUCCCCGAUUUAUCACGACUCAUUUGCCUAUUUCCUUGCUCCCUCCUGCCUUGCUGGACACCUGCAAGACAGUGUACGUGGCCAGGGAUCCGCGGGACGUCGCAGUUUCGAAUUACUUCUUAUAUAAAGACAACAUUCAAGAAAUUGUCAAGACUACGCCUUUUAAGGACUUCUUUGAAUUGUUUGAAAAAGACCUUUGGUUCAGGUGUCCUUACUUCGAUCACGUAAAAGAAGCAUGGUCGCAGCGGCAUCACCCUAAUAUGCUGUUCAUUUUCUACGAGGAUAUGUCCAAGGACCUCAAAGGCACAGCGCGACGCAUUGCAGACUUUUUCGGCAAAAGUUACAGCGAGGAGCAGUUUGACCAUUUGUGUGACCAUCUACACUUCGACAACUUCAAGAAUAACGCUUCGAUAGGCAUAGACGAUAAUUAUUGCAAGUUCGGAGAUUUUCAAAAGAAGAACUUCGUUAGGAGAGGUAAAUCGGGCGGUUGGCGCGAGUAUUUCGAUGAACAACUUGCGGCGCAUGCGCAGCAGUGGAUAGACCAGAACUUGCGUGACACCGACUUGCGCUUCCCACAAUAAAUAUUCUAGAUAAAGCUA
Molecule: messenger RNA, 1096 nt
Organism: Hyposmocoma kahamanoa
Lineage: Eukaryota; Metazoa; Arthropoda; Insecta; Lepidoptera; Cosmopterigidae
Product: estrogen sulfotransferase-like
Exons: 7
Coding region: 50-1078 (342 amino acids)
Biological process (GO): sulfation
Cellular component (GO): cytoplasm
Molecular function (GO): sulfotransferase activity
Source: RefSeq, a predicted model, not a curated record